Messenger RNA from Vicugna pacos (alpaca), 3276 nucleotides. RefSeq names its product tensin 4 (gene TNS4). Gene Ontology annotation, cellular component: focal adhesion. NCBI's taxonomy places the organism in Eukaryota, Metazoa, Chordata, Mammalia, Artiodactyla, Camelidae. The record is from RefSeq and is a predicted model, not a curated record. Gene Ontology annotation, molecular function: protein binding.
CCCAGGGAGGAGGGAGGGCGGGGCUGGAGGGCUGCUCUUAAGGCGUGGCUGGAGGUGAACUGUGCCUCCCCUGGAUCCGAAGGGCUCCAGGAGCCAGGAGUGAACACAGGAGUGUCCCGCCAGCCCUGGACACCAGGUCCCAAGAGCACCCGGUUGGCAAGUGACAUCUCUGGGAUGUCAGUGAAGCUGGUUGGAAGCCAGAGGUAAACCACCAGGUCACUGCCCCCAGCAUGUCACAGGUGAUGUCCAGCCCCCUGCUGGCAGGAGGCCCUGCGGUCAGCUUGGCUCCCUGUGAGGAACCCAGGAGGGCCCUGCACCCAGCACCCAGCCCUGGCCUGCCACCCCAGUGUCCUUACUACACCACAGAAGGCUGGGGAACACAGGCCCUGAUGACCCCCACGCCCUGCAAGUUGCCCCCUAGCAGCCUCCAGCAGGCGCCACAGGCUGGAGCCAAAGGCAGGUGCCUCCUGCCGUCCCCUGGGGAGCAGAUCUCGGGGGCCCUGGAAGACCUUGACUCCUACAUUGACUUCUCACUGGAGAGCCUCAACCAGAUGAUUCUGGAACUGGACCCCACCUUCCAGCUGCUCCCUCCAGGGCCUGGUGGACCCUGGGCCGAGCCCACCCAGAGUGUUACCUCGAGGAGGAAGAAGGAGGAAGCUGAAGCCUUAGAUAUAAAGUACAUUGAAGUGACCUCCACCAGAUCAAGAUGCCAUGAUGGUCCCCAGAGCUGCUCCAGCCCGUCUGUCACCACACCCUUCGGCUCCCCGCGCAGUGGUGGCCUCCUCCUUUCCAGAGACAUCCCCCGAGAGACCCGAAGCAGCAGCGAGAGCCUCAUCUUCUCCGGGAGCCAGGGCAGGGGCCACCAGCGCCCCUCUCCCACCUCGGGGGCUCCCCCCUCUCAUCCCCCAUCCUCUCCCAGCAUCUCCAUCCCUUGCGUGGGGAGCAAGGCCUCAGGUCUCAAUGGCUUGGGCUCCCCACUGCUGGCUUCCCCACGCAUGGAAAAGGGGCUAGGGGGCCCCACCCCACAGCUGGGCUGCAGGGUCUCUGUGCUGUCAGCCAGCCCUGCGUCUGAUGUCAGCUAUGUGUUCGGAAGCAGCCAGUCCCUCCUCCACUCCAGCAUCUCCAGCCAUCAGUCAUCUUCUAGAUCCCUGGAAAGCCCAGCCAGCUCUUCCUCCAGCCUCCACAGCCUUGGCCCAGUGCCCUUGAAUACCAGAGUCAGUGACUUCCGGGUCCCCAGCAACCCCACCCCAAGCGUGGGCCAGCCCAGAGCAACCCACUCCCCACCACUGGCCAAGGAACAUGCCAGCAGUUGCCCCCCCUCCAUCACCAACUCCAUGGUGGACAUACCCAUAGUGCUGAUCAACGGCUCCCCAGAACCAGGAUCUCCCUCACCCCUGAGGACCCCAGGACACCAGGACUUUGUCCGAUCCGGGACUACUUCCUCCAGCAAUGCCUGUCCAGCGACCAGGAGCCACAGCCAGACCCUGCCAGAUGCUCUUCUCAGCACAUCCCCAGAGGGUCCCUCCAGGGACAUGCAGCCCACCAUGAAGUUUGUGAUGGACACAUCCAAAUACUGGUUUAAGCCAAGCAUCACCCGAGAACAAGCCAUUGAGCUGCUGAGGAAGGAAGAACCAGGGACUUUCAUCGUGAGGGACAGUUCUUCAUACCGAGGAUCCUUUGGCCUUGCCUUGAAGGUGCCAGAGGCCCCCGUGCCUGCCCAGAACCGAUCAGGGGAGGACAGCAGUGAUCUCAUCCGCCACUUCCUCAUUGAGUCUUCCGCCAAAGGGGUGCAUCUCAAAGGAGCAGACGAGGAGCCCUACUUCGGGAGCCUCUCCGCCUUUGUGUGUCAGCAUUCCAUCAUGGCCCUGGCCCUGCCCUGCAAACUCGUCAUCCCGCAGAAAGAAUUGGGAGGUGGAGACGGGGCCUCAGAUCCCUCUGUGGAUGGCCGGGCCUCCUGUCCGAAGAAAUCUGCAGGUUGCCACGCCCUGUACCUGAGCUCCGUGAGCGUGGAGACCCUGAGCGGAGCCCUGGCUGUGCAGAAGGCCAUCUCAACCACCUUGGAGAGAGAGGUCCUCCCCACACCCACCGUGGUCCACUUCAGAGUCACUGAGCACGGCAUCACCCUGACUGAUGUCCAGAGGAAGGUGUUUUUCCGGCGCCAUUAUCCCCUCAGCACCCUCCGCUUCUGUGGCAUGGACCCCGAGCAACGGAAGUGGCAGAAGUACUGCAAGCCCUCCUGGAUCUUUGGGUUUGUUGCCAAGAGCCAGACCGAGUCACAGGAGAAUGUCUGCCACCUCUUCGCAGAGUAUGAUGCGGCCCAGCCAGCCUCACAGGUCAUCGGCCUGGUGGGCACUUUCCUGCAGGACCCAGAAAGGAUGUAGGGGAGGGAGCUUCCCAGAUGAAUCCCAAAGGGCUUGCUCAGGAUGCCCCCUCCAGCCUGAACAAGGGGCUUGUGGCCAUGCUGAUGGACCAAUCUAUGGGGUUGGAGAACAGUACCAAGUUGAAACCCUUGAACCCACUAUGACCUUUGGCAGUGACCUUCGUCCAGAGCCCCCUGGGCCUCAGUUUCCUCAGCCUUGAAAAAGGCCAAAAGACAGGAUCAGCUGUUCCUCCCAGAUGUCGGUGGGCACAUUAACGAGCUCCCUGUGAUGCUGAAGCACAUCAGCGCCUGAGGACCCCCACAUGGAAACAGCCUCUGAAGACCCCUGACUCCAUCAGCCUCGACACUCCUGACAUAUCAGCCUGAGUUAGAGACCUGUGACCCCUGUUUCAUGGCCAACAGCAGGUGCUGGGUCGGGACCCUUGGGCCCUGGCCAGAGGCUUGCCUGAGACAGAUAGUAUGCAAGGGUUGAGGACCAAAGGAACGCCUCUCUUUCCCUCCAUAUCUGUUCCUUUCCCCAUUUCCCUGAUGGUUUCUUGGGCAGCUAUCACCAAAACCAAGCUAGAUCUGCCUGCCCUGGAUUCUUCAGGCCAGCGUGGCCAUGGGCAGGUUAGCAAGUGGGAACUUGCCCCCAUAGUCAGAGAUGACCCAGCUGUCCUCAAGAUCUUGAUGUCUAAUCCCCUCCAUUGCAAGUGAGCAUCAGCUUCAUCUUUUCUUUCAUUUUCUCACAAGUGACUGUGCCACAACUGCCUAAUCUUACUUGCGUAACCCACACCUAGGGGUGGGGGCAGGGAGACCCCCUGCUUGCUAGAGCAGACACGAGAGCCAGCUGUCUGGUUCUGCCUCAGCCCCGGUCUUUCUUGCUGAGUCCUCUCUGUCCCCCAAAACACACACAC